Messenger RNA from Gossypium arboreum, 915 nucleotides. Its product is annotated as zinc finger BED domain-containing protein RICESLEEPER 1-like. Gene Ontology annotation, molecular function: DNA binding. The coding region runs from base 1 to 915 and encodes 304 amino acids. The record is from RefSeq and is a predicted model, not a curated record. The transcript is spliced from 2 exons. Lineage: Eukaryota; Viridiplantae; Streptophyta; Magnoliopsida; Malvales; Malvaceae.
AUGGUGAUUGAGAAAUGCUUGUUGAAUUGGGGGAUUGAUAAGUUGUUUACUAUUACUGUUGAUCAUGCAAGUUCAAAUGAUGUUGCUAUUGGUUAUUUGAGAAAGAAAUUUAACCCUCGAGGGGGUUUAGUUCAAAAUGGUAAAUAUCUUCGUAUGAGAUGCAUGACACACAUUGUGAAUUUGAUUGUUGUUGAAGGUUUAAAGGAAAUAAAUAAAUCUGUUGAACGUGUUAGGGGGCUGUUAGAUAUGUGGAAUUCGACCUACUUAAUGUUAAACACUGCUCAGAACUUUGAAAGAGCUUUUGAGAGAUUUGAGGAGCAAGAUACAAACUUUAGGGCUGAACUUGAAAGGGGAGAGGGUUGGCCUAGUGUGGAUGAUUGCGAUAAUGUUAGAAACUUGAGGGAUUUCUUGGAACAUUUUUAUGAAGUCACUUUGUGUAUAUCUGGCACUUCAUAUGUCACAUCCAAUAUUUUUUUUGAUGAGCUUUCUGAAAUUGAUAUUCUUUUACGAGAUGCUCAAGUAAAUAGUAAUGUUGAUUUCAAUGUUAUGGCCAUCAAGAUGAAAGAGAAGUAUGAUAAGUAUUGGGGUGAUAUUGAUAAGAUGAAUUUGCUUAUGUUUGUUGCUUGUGUUUUAGAUCCUAGACAAAAACUAAAGUAUCUUGAAUUUGCACUUAGUGAAAUGUCUAGUUUUGAAAAAGCUUGUGGAAUGAUGCAAAAAUUGAAGGAAUCUUUGUAUGAAUUGUUUGAUAAGUAUAAGCCUCCACUUCAUAGUACUUGUAGCCAAUCGAGUGUGCUAACACAUGUUUCUCUCGGUGAACCACAAAAAAAAAUGGAAAGGCAAAUGCAAGCUUUGUAUAAAAAGCGUGAGUUGAAAAUUUGUGGUGAGGAUAAAACAUCUGAGUUGGAUAAUAUCUAG